This is a messenger RNA of Fraxinus pennsylvanica, 1920 nucleotides long. NCBI's taxonomy places the organism in Eukaryota, Viridiplantae, Streptophyta, Magnoliopsida, Lamiales, Oleaceae. The record is from the annotation of a GenBank genome assembly.
AUGAUGACGGGUCAACCAAAUAGGCCUCCGGCCUGCGAUACAGCUUAUCUGGCUUACCCUCCACAGACCAAUUCACAGUCAUUUCUCCAACGGUCUUUAUACCCCAUAAUUUUAAAGUUUGAAGAGAUAGUCUACAAGGUAAAUUAUGAAAGAAAAGGAACUUGUUGUGGAGGAACAGUGAGCACUAAAGAGAGAACAAUACUAAAUGGGGUGACAGGCAUGGUAUGUCCAGGAGAGAUUCUGGCGAUGUUAGGUCCAUCAGGCAGUGGAAAAACUACCCUCCUUACAGCCCUUGGAGGCCGACUCUCUGGCAGGUUAUCAGGAAAGAUCGCAUACAAUGGCCAGCCUUUUUCAGGUUCCAUCAAACGUCGGACAGGAUUUGUUGCACAGGACGACGUUCUCUAUCAACAUCUCACUGUGUUUGAAACACUUCUAUUUACUGCACUACUAAGGCUACCUAAAACCCUGACUAGAGAAGAGAAAGUACGACAUGUAGAGAAUGUUAUAGUAGAGCUGGGGUUAACUAAGUGCAAGAACAGCAUGAUAGGAGGGCCGCUAUUCAGAGGAAUAUCAGGUGGGGAGAAAAAGAGGGUAAGCAUUGGCCAAGAAAUGUUAAUCAACCCAAGUUUAUUAUUGCUAGAUGAGCCUACAUCAGGUCUUGACUCAACCACGGCUCAGCGGAUCUUGAACACAGUCAAACGGCUAGCUAAUGGUGGUCGAACUGUCAUAACCACCAUCCAUCAGCCUUCUAGCCGACUCUACCAUAUGUUUGACAAGGUAGUCUUGCUCUCAGAGGGUUGCCCAAUCUACUAUGGUCCUACUGCGACAGCCUUGGAGUACUUCUCUUCAAUAGGGUUUCCAACUUCCGUCAUCGACAAUCCUGCAGAUAUCCUGCUCGAUCUUGCUAACGGAAUUGGACCUGAUUUCCAGCACGCAACCGAGUGUGGUGACAAAACACAACAAGAUCCAAAAUCCGUGAGAGAAUUUCUCAUCUCUGCUUAUGACAAGAACAUUUCAACAAGGUUAAAAACUGAGCUAUGCAGUUCAGAUGCAACUAGCUACAACUACAUAAAGGAAACCUCCACAAGAAGUGAUAUUAUGCCAGAGCAAUGGUGCACUACUUGGUGGCAUCAAUUUAAGGUGCUUCUUCUUAGAGGACUGCGAGAGCGAAGGUUUGAUGCCUUCAACAGGUUACGAAUCUUCCAAGUCCUGAGUGUGGCAAUACUUGCCGGGCUUCUGUGGUGGCACACUCCAACAUCUCAUAUUGACGAUCGUAUUGCCAUGCUGUUUUUUUUCUCCGUGUUUUGGGGUUUCUACCCACUCUACAAUGCUGUUUUCACUUUUCCUCAAGAAAGAACCAUGCUAAUCAAGGAACGGUCAUCUGGAAUGUACCGGCUCUCCUCCUACUUCCUAGCCAGAACAGUGGGAGAUCUGCCUCUGGAGCUCGCACUUCCGACAGCAUUUACAUUCAUUCUUUAUUGGAUGGGAGGCCUCAAACCUGACCCUGGCACCUUUAUCUUCUCCCUUCUCAUUGUUCUCUACAGUGUCCUAGUUGCACAAAGUCUCGGCCUUGCAUUUGGUGCCUUACUCAUGGACGUUAAACAAGCCGCCACUUUAGCUUCUGUUACAACUCUGGUGUUCCUAAUUGCUGGAGGAUACUAUAUUAGACAGAUUCCCCCUUUCAUAGUUUGGUUAAAGUACCUGAGCUACAGCUACUACUGUUACAAGCUUCUUCUUGGGGUUCAGUACAGUGAGGACGACUAUUAUGAGUGUGCAACAGGAGUCCAUUGCAGGGUCACAGAUUAUCCCGCCGUCAAAGCGGUAGGUAUAAGCAAUCUGUGGACGGAUGUGGCCGUCAUGGCACUUAUGUUGGUGGGCUAUCGAUUUAUGGCAUAUCUAGCUUUACAUCGGGUGCGAUGA